UCUUAUAAAGGCCUCACGUCCUUCUUCACUGGCAGUGCAUCACCACGUGUUGACGAUGUCAGUGAAGAUGAUGGCACCGGUGGUGGUGGUGGUGAUGAUGAUGAUGGUGGGGGUGAUGAAGGUGUCCUGUGCUUUGAACGCCACGACCAAUCUCACGUUGAGUGCGGUUCUGGCUCCUGGAGACUUCGACAUCUCGUGGGAGUUCGACAGCGACCAGAUCGUCCUGGAAGCUCGGGUUCGCACCCGGGGCUGGGUCGGGCUGGGUCUGAGCUCCACGGGGAUGAUGGCCGGCUCUGACGUGGUGAUCGGAUGGGUGGACAGCGCAGCCGCUACCCACCUCGUGGACGCACACAUCGAGGGGGAGCGGAGCCUGGUGCGGGACGCGAGCCAGGACUACAAACUCGUGGGGCUCAGCGAGAACGGCACCCACACGGUCAUGCGCGUGGUGCGCGCGCUGCGCACGUGUGACGCCAACGACAGGGACAUCACCGAGGACACGGUGCGCCUGAUUUGGGCCUACGGCACAGACAAACCGAAGAGCGAGAACAUGACCGACGUCCCAUACCACAGCACGGACACGCGGGGCUCCAAGAGCAUCCAGCUCCUGAGGCAGGGAUUUCCUACCGAGCAGCCCCUGCCGCAGAACUACUCCACGUUCGACGCGGUGCAGAGCCAGUUCCUGAUACCUUCAGAUCAAACAUACUACGCGUGCAAUGUUAUGCAAUUACCGAACCUGAUCAAGAAACAUCAUAUCGUAAAGGUGCAGCCGCUGGUGCAGGCCGGGAACACGCAUUUCGUGCACCACAUGAUCGUGUACGUGUGCGAGACCAACGUGAAUAUGUCCUACAUGAAUACAACCUUUCAAUGCUACUCGUCGAUGGGUGAACCCAAUCACCCCAGCGCCAGGUGCUUAAGUGUGCUGGCUGCAUGGGCUGUGGGCGGAGAGACGUUCGACUACCCCGCUGAUGCCGGAUACUCGCUGGGCUUGGACGCAGACCCGAAGGUCGUGAUGCUGGAGAUACACUACAACAAUCCACAAAUGGUGUCUGGUGUGAGGGACAGCUCAGGACUUCGCUUGUACUACACACCUAACCUGCGCAAGUACGACACCGGGAUACUGGAGACUGGCAUUUUACCAAACAUAUACCACUUCAUCCCCCCGAAGACGACGAGCUACACGAGCUAUGGCAUCUGCAACACCGGCAGCUUCGUCACCGCCAACUCCAACGACACCUUGCAGGGGCAAGUGUCAGGAACCAUGAACGUAUUCGCCACUUUGCUCCAUUCCCACCUGGCCGGAAUCGCGAUUCAAGUGCGGCACUUCAGGAACGGCAGCCAGAUUGGAAACCUUGGUCGUGACAUGAGCUACGACUUUGGAUUGCAGGAGACGCGCUACCUCAACAAUCUGACGGCCGUUCUGCCGGGAGACCAGGUGGUCACGGAGUGCACCUACAGGACCACAACCCGCAAUGUGACCACCACUGGUGGACUGAGGACGAUGAAUGAAAUGUGCCUCUCCUUUUUAUUCUACUACCCCAAAGUGAACAUUGGACUUUGUCGCAGCAUGUACGACAUAGCUGCUGUAGCUCCAGUGAUGGGAUUCACUUUGAAUCCGCAAAAUAAUUUUAUCAUCACCAGCCCACCAGCGUCCUUCGGAAAGUAUUUAUAUGACAUCUAUGACGUCAUCCCCUGGACCGAGCAGAUGAUUCGCCAAGUGGAGAGUGCCGCUCGUAACGCAACGCAGUACGUCUUCUCCGGAAACGACUUUUUCCCCAUUUUCUCCAUCGAAAUGAUCCCCAAGCUCCCCGCGGACCCCACAGCUCAACCUUGCAGCACACCCACCACCUCCACCAACACAACCACCUCUACCAACACAACCACCUCCACCAACACAACCACCUCCACCAACACAAACACCUCUACCAACACAACCACCUCUACCAACACAACCACCUCUACCAACACAACCACCUCCACCAACCCAACCACCUCCACGACGAAGGGAAGUGCUCCCGGGAUGAGUGGCGCUCUCACCACACUUCUGCCGGUGCUCCUCCUGCAUCUGAUGGGGACCGCUCUGCUCGUCGCCUGAAGCUCUGUUCAUCGAUGUGGAUGCCCGCUACGUACACCACCUUCUCCACCACCUGCUCGCUUCAUCACGUACACCACGUGCUCCUCCAUAAACAACAACCACUUCCACCACCUACUCCACCAAUUACACCACGUUAUUUACAUCGCCUACACCACUUUCACCUCCACCACCUACUUAACUCCACCACCUUCUCCAAUACCACUGCAUACUUCACUUCACCACCUACAGCGCCUUCCAGUCCCCCAACUACAAAUAGUUGGAAAAUAUUGGGUGGUAUUUAUGUUUAUUUUAUUAUUAAUGACAAAUGUGUAAAUGUUAAUUGCAAUAUUAAAUUAAUAUUUAUUGAAUUAUUGUCAAUUAUUAGGAGCGAUUAUCAUCAAGAUUAAUUAUUCCGACAUGAAUUCAAGAUAAUUUAGUGAAUUCAGUGAACGAUGCAUUUAUAGAUUCUUGCACUAAUCAGGAGUUAUUAUUGUCUUUCACGUUGUCAAGGGAUUUGUAUUAACAAUCGUGAUAAUAUCAAUGAUUCUCGCCUUCAACAUUUUCUAAUUCUCGCUUUAUCAAUUACUAUCAGGAAAUACCCGGCGUUGCCCAGGUACUUGCGGCUAUCUUUUGUGAAUGUAGAGUGGUUCAAUCGCGGUGUUCAGUAGGAGAGGGUCAAUUGCGUAACAGCAACUGUUAAGAUUUUGCUGUGCCAUGGGGCCUCUAAUAAAUAUAAUAUAACGUGCCCACAA
Messenger RNA from Lethenteron reissneri (Far Eastern brook lamprey), 2823 nucleotides. RefSeq names its product putative DBH-like monooxygenase protein 2. The record is from RefSeq and is a predicted model, not a curated record. Gene Ontology annotation, molecular function: dopamine beta-monooxygenase activity; copper ion binding. Gene Ontology annotation, cellular component: secretory granule membrane. Lineage: Eukaryota; Metazoa; Chordata; Hyperoartia; Petromyzontiformes; Petromyzontidae. Gene Ontology annotation, biological process: octopamine biosynthetic process; norepinephrine biosynthetic process; dopamine catabolic process.